Hevea brasiliensis (rubber tree) is the source of this 1587-nucleotide messenger RNA. Its product is annotated as 4-hydroxy-tetrahydrodipicolinate synthase, chloroplastic-like. Lineage: Eukaryota; Viridiplantae; Streptophyta; Magnoliopsida; Malpighiales; Euphorbiaceae. The record is from RefSeq and is a predicted model, not a curated record. The transcript has 3 exons. Gene Ontology annotation, molecular function: 4-hydroxy-tetrahydrodipicolinate synthase activity. Bases 386 to 1483 code for a protein of 365 amino acids.
CUAAACCACCUAAUCAAAUUGGAAAAAAAACUAACCGUAAAUACAACCCUACGCGAACGCUACACGACAGAGUGAAUAGACAGCCUCCGUUUCGGUUAUAAGGAGAGAGCAACAUCUCGUCGUCGCAGCCGACACUGUCACUGUCACCGCCGCCUAUUGAUCGGAAAUCUGACGUCAUGUCCUUCAAUACCCACUGCUGUAGCUCCGCCGGCCCUUUCCAGUGCUUCCUGCAAGCUAUAUCCACCGCGAUUACCCCUACAAUUUCCACCAUUAUCACCAUCACGGUUCACUAAGAAAAAGUCGCAAUCUUUAAUCUAUACGUUUCAGCUCUUGAAAGUUUUGUUUGGUAUUCUGUGUUUCAGUAGAGGAGGAGAAAACAUAAGAUAUGGCUGCUUUGAGUAGCAGUAGUAUGUGCUUGAGGGAUUCUACUUGCCAACUUCCACGUUCUGUUUCCACCAAUUACUACAAGAGGAGGAGUGCAAAAUGGAGGUCUCCUCAAGCUGCUGUAAUACCCAAUUUGCAUCUUCCUAUGCGAAGUUUUGAAGUUAAAAACAGGACAUCACCAGAGGAUAUAAAAUCCCUUAGAUUGAUAAAAGCCAUCAAAACUCCAUAUUUACCCGAUGGUAGAUUUGAUCUUGAAGCAUAUGAUGUCUUGGUCAACAUGCAAAUUGUUAAUGGUGCUGAAGGUGUGAUUGUUGGUGGCACAACUGGUGAAGGUCAGUUGAUGAGCUGGGAUGAACAUAUAAUGCUUAUUGGCCACACAGUUAACUGUUUUGGUGGUUCAAUCAAGGUAAUUGGAAACACUGGAAGCAACUCUACAAGGGAAGCAAUUCAUGCCACAGAGCAAGGCUUUGCUGUUGGUAUGCAUGCUGCUCUUCAUAUCAAUCCGUACUAUGGCAAAACCUCUGUGGAGGGUUUGAUUUCUCACUUUGAUACUGUGCUACCCAUGGGUCCUGCUAUUAUUUAUAAUGUGCCUUCACGAACUGGUCAAGAUAUUCCCCCGCGUGUGAUACACACUGUAGCACAGAGUCCUAACUUGGCAGGUGUUAAGGAAUGUGUAGGUAAUGAUCGGGUGGAACAGUACACAGAGAAAGGAAUUGUGGUGUGGAGUGGGAAUGAUGAUCAAUGCCAUGAUGCUAGGUGGAACCAUGGGGCAACAGGAGUGAUUUCUGUAACUAGUAACUUAGUCCCAGGCUUAAUGCAGAAACUUAUGUUUGAGGGGAAGGACCCUGCACUGAAUUCAAAACUAUUGCCUCUCAUAGAUUGGCUUUUCAAGGAGCCAAACCCCAUUGCACUGAACACUGCUCUUGUACAACUUGGAGUUGUGAGACCAGUUUUCAGGCUCCCAUAUGUACCUCUUCCUCUGCCAAAGAGGGUAGAAUUUGUGAAUUUGGUCAAGUCAAUUGGGCGGGAGAAUUUUGUAGGAGAAAAAGAUGUUCAGGUACUUGACGAUGAUGACUUCAUAUUGGUAGGUCGGUAUUAGUCACUUUUUGUGGUCCAAGAUAUUUAGCAGGGGUUUUCAAUGACUAGUCUGUUUUUUCAUUUUCAGUUACAGUUUACAAAUAAGGCUCUUUUUUUCCCUCUUCA